CAUACCAUCUCAAGGCACAAGCCCUUAUUGGAUUAACAUUUGUGUAAGCAGUUUGUGUAGUGGCUUGGAGCUGCCACAUUCACUAGAAGGAGGAAGCAGGCAAACAGACUGUUUUCAAGAUAGAGACACAAGCACACAGUCCCUCUUCCUCAGCAUGAAGAUGUUUAAAGUUGUUUCCUUUGUCUUUUUGUUGGUUUAUACCACCCCCAGCAUUGAAUGGCCUACGCACCUCCUCUGCAAGACUGAUCGGCUGGAGGUAAACUACAGAAGCUGUGAUCCACUGCAAGAUUUGGCUUUUAGCAUUGACACCUGCUCCAGUGUAGUGCCUGAAACUCUUAACAUCAGAAUAGCAACCAUUUUAAGGUACAGCAUCAGGAAACUGUCUGUGGAAGUAACUCUUGGCAUGAAUGGGGCGAGCAUUCCGUUUUACUCCAAGGAACUUUGCGAAGAGGAUCACCCACAGUUUCUUUACUGUGGAAAGAAGAAAGGAGAACUAAUCUACUAUGAAGGGCCUGUCUCGCUGGGAUUCCAUGAGCUCCCUCAGGGAGACCUUGAUGUAAAGGUGGAGCUUUUAAAUCAAGACCAUCACACUAUUAUUUGUGCUAAUUUCACUGUUAAGAGUCACUGAAAGGGUGCUGCUAUUUUUAAUGCAGUCAUUAAGAGACACGACUAAAGGCACCAUGAACUAGAGAAGGGAUUUGUUUUACUUUUGGAAACCCUACUGUCUGCAGUCUGACAGAUGUGGCAUAGCAAAAUAAUGUAACACACAGGUUUAGUUGCAAUUGCUGUUUACAUAUUGUUGACCUAAAGAAAGUACAAAAUACCUGUACGCCAAUUUGUCCCAGCAAGGUUCAAUGCAAUAUAUUCUGCUUUCCUUCCUAUAACACUCUGCUUACUUUCAUUACAUGUAUUGUUUAAACUCAAGAGUAUGAAUCAAAGAAUAAGUACAUUGAGGUUCUCUCAGUUACGAAUUCUUCCAGUCUGAAAUUCAGUUCCCCACAUUUCUGCAGCUUUUUGCAAAAUCCUUUUUUAAAAAAAAUCUUCAUGAAAAUUCU
Molecule: messenger RNA, 1055 nt
Organism: Podarcis raffonei (Aeolian wall lizard)
Lineage: Eukaryota; Metazoa; Chordata; Lepidosauria; Squamata; Lacertidae
Gene: LY86
Product: lymphocyte antigen 86
Exons: 5
Coding region: 155-628 (157 amino acids)
Biological process (GO): innate immune response; positive regulation of lipopolysaccharide-mediated signaling pathway
Source: RefSeq, a predicted model, not a curated record